Molecule: messenger RNA, 1769 nt
Organism: Pneumocystis carinii B80
Lineage: Eukaryota; Fungi; Ascomycota; Pneumocystomycetes; Pneumocystales; Pneumocystaceae
Exons: 7
Coding region: 47-1723 (558 amino acids)
Biological process (GO): ribosome-associated ubiquitin-dependent protein catabolic process; rescue of stalled cytosolic ribosome
Cellular component (GO): RQC complex
Source: RefSeq, a predicted model, not a curated record
UUCUAUCAACAUUUUUAUAUAUUUUUAAAGUGAUUUUUUGUAUUUAAUGAGUUUUAGAAAUCUUAAAAAGCUUGAAAAGCUUCAGGAUAGCUCUUCAUCUUGUCUUAUUGAUGAAGAUUUGGACAAUGAAAUAGUUUUGGAUCAUGAUGAUAAUGAUUUAAAUCAGUCAUCUUCAAAUAAUUAUAAUCGUUUUUCUAUACUUGAUACCAAUGUUGAAAUCGAUCAGGAUGCAGCAUCAGAAGGUGACAAUAAAAAUGUUGAAUAUAAUAAUGGAAAUAAUAUGCAUUUUAAAAAAAGUAUAAUCAAAAAAAAAAAGAAUAAAUCGAAAAAUAUUAACAAAGAAUUAUCUGAAAUUGAUGAUAAUUGCACUUUUUUGGUAUUUCAUGAAAUUGAAAAUAUUAAUAAGAUUUCUGAUAACCAUAAUUCAUUAUCAAAAUCAAUAACAGAGAAUCAUGAAAAUAAACUUCAACAGAAACAACUGAAUCUUUUAAGUAUAAAUCUGCAUUUUUUAGACUCAAAUAUGGAAAUGAAAACUCUUUUUGGAAAAAAGGCUAUAGAUAAUGAUUCUAAAAAAAAAUCAAGAAAACAUAGAGCUAGUUUUGAAACUAGUAAAUUUAGUAAAUCACCUCUAAUGCGUUUUAAAGAGUCAUGGUCACCAUUACUUAAUAGUGGUAUAUCGAUGGAUGUCGUUAAUUAUAUUGAUGGUAUUGGAUAUUUCAAGUUUACAUUUUCAAGAACAUAUCAGGAUAUUCAGCAGCAAUUUUUGAGUGCCGUUCAUACUUUUGAUCCAAAUAAUCUUUUAAUAUUAUUACAAUAUAACCCAUAUCAUGUUGAUACAUUGCUUCAAGUGUCAGAAAUUUUAAAACAGGAGGGAAAUCAUCAAGAUUCUAUAGACUUGAUUGAACGUGCAUUAUAUUCUCUUGGGCGUGGAUUUCAUCCAGCAUUUAAUAUAUCUACAGGUCGUGUUCGUCUUCCUUUUAACUAUUCUGAAAACCGUUCUAUGUAUCUUGCAUUAUAUCGACAUAUUCAUAAUUUAGAAAAAAAAGGUUGCUGGAGGACUGCUUUUGAAUUUAAUAAACUUCUACUUAGUUUAAGUCCUUUAGAAGAUAAAGACUGUUACGGCGCUCUUUUGACUAUAGAUUUUUUUGCUUUAAUGUCAAAGGAAUAUGAUUAUAUUAUUGAAUUAUCAGAAUGGCAUGAUCAGGAAUAUUUAAAGAGGCUUCCUUCUUUUGCAUUUUCGCUUGCACUAGCUCUCUUUCACAAAGAAAAUAUAGAUGAUUUGCAUAUUAACUCUAAAGAAAAAAUUGCUAUUGCUGCUUGCACAUUUCCCUGGGUUAUUAAGUCACUCUUUUUGUUAUUAGAACUAGAUAUUCCUAAUGGUUAUGGAUCAAUUGAUCCACCCACAGAUCUUGAUGCGCUUUAUAUGGAUAUUUAUUUAUCCCGAGCAAAAGAUAUUUGGAAUACUCCUAAGCAUUUAAGUUUUUUACGCUCUGUAUUUCUAAAACCUCCUUUAGUUGAUGAAAACAUUAAGGACCUUGAUUAUUCAAUUCCUGCAGGUGUCUUGAGAUAUGUUUUACUUUCAGGAAAUAGAAAUUUUAUUCAAUAUUUGCCUCCGUCAAUUACAUCUCAACCAAUUAUGGAAUAUGAUAUUUUUCCUCCUGAUAAUUUUGUACCAUUUAUAGACUCGUCUACAUUUGAUUCAGAAAAUAGUUUAACUACUUAGAACAAUUAAAUAUCUAUUUAAAAUCUUAUUGAAAUUUUCAAAAUCA